This is a messenger RNA of Prionailurus viverrinus (fishing cat), 846 nucleotides long. RefSeq names its product homeobox C12 (gene HOXC12). Gene Ontology annotation, biological process: regulation of DNA-templated transcription. The record is from RefSeq and is a predicted model, not a curated record. Bases 1 to 846 code for a protein of 281 amino acids. Lineage: Eukaryota; Metazoa; Chordata; Mammalia; Carnivora; Felidae. Gene Ontology annotation, molecular function: sequence-specific double-stranded DNA binding; DNA-binding transcription factor activity, RNA polymerase II-specific. The transcript is spliced from 2 exons.
AUGGGCGAGCAUAAUCUCCUGAAUCCCGGGUUUGUGGGGCCGCUGGUGAACAUCCACACGGGAGACACGUUCUACUUCCCCAACUUCCGCGCGUCCGGGGCGCAGCUGCCAGGGCUGCCUUCGCUGUCCUACCCGCGCCGUGACAACGUGUGCUCGCUGCCCUGGCCGUCGGCGGAGCCCUGCAAUGGCUACCCGCAGCCCUAUCUCGGCAGCCCGGUGUCGCUCAACCCGCCCUUUGGCCGCACGUGCGAGCUGGCGCGCGUGGAGGACAGCAAGGGUUACUACCGCGAGCCGUGCGCCGAGGGCGGCGGGGGCCUGAAGCGUGAGGAGCGCGGGCGCGACCCGGGCCCAGGAGUCGGGCCGGGGGCGGCGCUGCUGCCGCUGGAGCCGUCGGGGCCCCCUGCGCUCGGUUUCAAGUACGACUACGCGGCGGGCGGCGGUGGCGGCGACGGGGGCGCGGGACCCCCGCACGACCCGCCCUCGUGCCAGUCACUGGAAUCCGACUCCAGUUCGUCCCUGCUCAACGAGGGCAACAAGGGCGCCGGCGCCGGCGACCCGGGCAGCUUGGUAUCGCCUUUAAACCCCGGCGGCGGGCUCUCGGCCAGCGGCGCGCCCUGGUACCCGAUCCACAGCCGCUCCCGGAAGAAGCGCAAGCCCUAUUCGAAGUUGCAGCUGGCGGAGCUGGAGGGGGAGUUUCUGGUGAACGAGUUCAUCACGCGGCAGCGCCGGAGGGAACUCUCAGACCGCUUGAAUCUUAGUGACCAGCAGGUCAAGAUCUGGUUUCAGAACCGGAGAAUGAAAAAGAAAAGACUUCUGUUGAGGGAGCAAGCUCUCUCCUUCUUUUAG